AUGUCAUCCUCGAUUUCAUCCACUUCCUCGCUCUCUGGACUCGCUUCCUCUUCCUCUUCACCUAUCGCCAAACGGAUGAUGGCCGCCCGAACUUCCCACUCGAUGGAUAUCAGCAACAGCACGGGAGGUCCUUCUCGACCUAGACCACCUCGCACUUGCCUUUCUUCCCCUGGAGGCUGUAUCGUGGGAACGGGUGGUGGUGGUGGUGGUGGUUCUUCUUCUCGUCGACCCAUCCCUCGAUCCGUUUCUGCCUCGGCAAAGUCGCCUUCAAGACUCCCAAAUACAGAUACCAUGUCUUAUUUCCCUCCUUUCGAGUCUAUGGGUUCGACCUCGGACUCGGAAGAAGGAGACCACGAUCACGAGGCAAAUCUCACGGCUGCGCCUCAAGUCGAUCCACGAGCUCACGGAAAAGGAAGAUCGUUGAGUUCACUCGCUGGAAUCAUGUCAUUCCUUUCACCGGGUAGUACAACGUCGCAUUCACCUGACUCUGCUGCCGUUCACGCCCUCUCUCAACGAUUCACAAACAAGCGAAGGGUACUCGAGCCAAUGACGAGCGCAGAGCCACCCGUGUCCAGACUCCCCACGAGUCAGCACAAGCGUCGAUUCGGAUCAGAAGUGGAGGUGGAGAACCUUUUAUCUCGGAGACGAGAUCGAGUGGUCAGCAAUGUCGUUAAAAUGGACGAACUCGCUGUCGAAUCGCUCGUCGGUGAUCGAGGUAUGCUCACCCUGCCUUCUCACCCUUCGUGGCGAUACCCUAUUCCUUCACCUCCUGUCGCUGCGGUAGUUUCCUCCGGCGAGAUCUCCCUCGACGCAUUCGCUAAACCCAUUGAAAACCCUAUCAAACCGACGUCACGACGAUCUUCAUCCGCUUCGGCUAAAUCUCAUCAUUCGUCAGAUUGUGAUCAAGUCGAGGAUGAUCUCUCGCCAACGAUUUCGACUUCCGUUCAGAGCUUGUCGAAUCCAGAGACACCAAAGGAGAAGAGUGUACCUGUGAAAAUCACGUUCAUCUCGCCUGAUGACCGUGCAAGUCCAAAGGGUGGAAGUCUCAAGGAAGAGAAAUGGUGGAAGGAGAGACACGACGAUUGGGAUCUCAAGGUCAAGCGAGGAACCACUAUUGAUGGUCGAAGAAGACAAAGCUGGGGUGUCCAGCAGGUGCAGCAGACGGCAUGA
Kockovaella imperatae is the source of this 1170-nucleotide messenger RNA. RefSeq lists its product as hypothetical. Bases 1 to 1170 code for a protein of 389 amino acids. NCBI's taxonomy places the organism in Eukaryota, Fungi, Basidiomycota, Tremellomycetes, Tremellales, Cuniculitremaceae. The record is from RefSeq and is a predicted model, not a curated record. The transcript has a single exon.